AUGGUCCUUUAUGUUAUCUCAUUCAGGAUCGCAGUUUACCGAUAUCCAGGUAUACGGUUUGCUGUACUUUUGGCUCGUGCAAAGGUUAUUCAAACUGCAUUCGCCAUUUUAUAUCUUCCGUACUCUUCAUACCAGUUUUCUAUGGGACACAUCGAUACUGUUUUCUUCUACUCUUCUGCUAUACUAGCUGUUAUAGCGCCGAUCACAUUAGCUGUCUUCAGCAGGCAGGUUUUAUUAUUCGAUAGACUUGUCCGAGUUUUCAUAGAAUAUUUAAACAGACUAGUUGGCGUCAUUUCAAUGAACGAAAGCAACGAUUCUGUUAGAGUGGGAUAUUUGACAUACUUGGACGUCGCCGAUGUUCUUCCAUUGAGUGAGGUUGCUGCUAACAAAAACGAUACUUUGGUUAAGUUUUCGUGGUUUGGAGGAAUUUCGGAGACGAUCACGAUGUAUUUCAGGAGUAGCUUCCUUUAUCUGCCUAUCAAAAACGUUGAAAUCAUAGAUAUAAAAAGGGCGAAAAUCUUAUUCGGUGAUCUCAGCUUUUUUCGACGCCCUUAA
Molecule: messenger RNA, 555 nt
Organism: Angiostrongylus costaricensis
Lineage: Eukaryota; Metazoa; Nematoda; Chromadorea; Rhabditida; Metastrongylidae
Source: the annotation of a GenBank genome assembly